Molecule: messenger RNA, 2656 nt
Organism: Triticum aestivum (bread wheat)
Lineage: Eukaryota; Viridiplantae; Streptophyta; Magnoliopsida; Poales; Poaceae
Product: TOM1-like protein 9
Exons: 10
Coding region: 247-2400 (717 amino acids)
Biological process (GO): protein transport to vacuole involved in ubiquitin-dependent protein catabolic process via the multivesicular body sorting pathway
Molecular function (GO): phosphatidylinositol binding; ubiquitin binding
Source: RefSeq, a predicted model, not a curated record
AGACCCACACAGUGUACACUGUACAGCUAAUUUCGCACGACCUAUAAACGACCAGAACAAAAAAGAAGAGGGAAAAAAACGGAGCCAGGCCUAGCCAAGCCGCCCACCGAGAAAGGAACGCGGCCAAUCUGGUGGCCUCGUGCUCGCAGCCAAUAGCCCGCCUCCGAUCCGCAUCCGGCCAGGCGGCGCAGCCUCCGGGGCCAGGGCCGGUCGGGCGGGCUCCCCUGCCACCGGCGGCGACGCGCCAUGGCCGGCUCCAUGGUGGACCGGGCCACCAGCGACAUGCUCAUCGGCCCCGACUGGGCCAAGAACAUGGAGAUCUGCGACAUCUGCAACCGCGACCCCGGGCAAUCCAAAGAUGUCGUGAAGGCUCUCAGAAAAAGAAUUGCACACAAAAAUCCAAAAGUUCAGCUUCUCGCACUAACUCUGCUGGAAACUGCAAUCAAGAACUGUGGGGAUAUAUUCCACAUGCAUGUUGCAGAGAGGGACCUGUUGCAUGAGAUGGUCAAGCUAGUGAAGAAAAAGUCUGAUCAACGCGUCAAAGACAAGAUUCUGGUUCUAAUAGAUACAUGGCAAGAAGCUUUGGGGGGACCACGUUCAAGAUAUCCACAAUUCUAUGCAGCAUACCAUGAAUUAGUGCGUGCUGGAGCUCAAUUCCCCAAGAGGUCUGAGAGACCUGCACCGCUGUUUAAUGGGCAGUCUGAAGCAGCGAAAAGUAUGCGUAGUCCUGAUCAACGGGACGAAGCUGAAUCUUCUGCUGGAAAUGACUUCCCUGCUCUGAGCAUGUCAGAGAUUCAAAAUGCUCGUGGUAUCAUGGAUGUACUAGCUGAGAUGUUGAAUGCUUUAGACCCUGGAAAUAGAGAGGGACUAAGACAGGAAGUAAUUGUGGAGCUUGUUGAUCAGUGCCGCACUUACAAGCAGAGAGUGGUCCAGCUAGUUAAUACUGCUUCGGAUGAGGAACUUUUGUCGCAAGGGCUUGCACUAAAUGAUGAUUUGCAGCGUGUUCUAGCAAAACAUGACGCAAUUGCUGCAGGCAUUGCUGUUCGAGUGGAGAAAAGGCCAAAGUCUCUGCAGGCGCUAGUUGAUACUGAGGAUUCUGCGAACCAAGACUCUAAGAAAGAGCAAGCACUAGUAGAUAUUGAUGACCCUACAAGCCAAGAUUCUAAAACAGAGCAAAAUCAAAGCACCAGUGAGCCGUCUCCUUUUGAGCAACUAGCGCUUCCAGCACCUCCAGUAUCGAAUGGCUCAGCAAACGCUGCAUCAAAACCUGAUUCUGGCAUUGAUCUUCUUAGCUGGGAUGAUACCCCAUCCACUGCAGAGAAUUCGCUGGCUCUUGUACCGGUCACUGAUCCAUUGGCUGACUCCACUUCAAAUCAAAAUGCACUGGCGAUUGUAGACAUAUAUUCUCAAAACAAUACUGCUAAUAGCAAUGCCAAAUCACUUGACCCCUUUGGUUUCGAUUCAAGUCCCACUCCUCUUGGAUCACAGCCAUACAACACUGCAACCCAGCAUCCUGUACAAUCACAACAGCCUCCUCAGCAGGCGGCGCUCUAUUCUAAUGGAAGUGCUGUAAACCCUGGAACAUCUUACGACCCGGCGUCACAGUAUAAUCACACGAAUUCCGGGUGGAAUGGUCAAGUUGCCAACCAUGCAGCACCCCCGCCACAGCAAGUAAAUUAUGAUGAUCAAAGUGGAGCCCUUCCGCCUCCACCUUGGGAGGCUCCGGCAGCGCCAAGCAAUGAAAUGCCAAAUGGCCAAUUGGGUGCUAUGCAACCUCUCCCAACUCCAGCAAGCCAAUUCGGUGGUGUGCAGCCACUACAACCGCAGAACAAUCACAUGGCAGGUCUACAACCGCAGCCAAUGUAUAACAACCAACCAGGAGCUAUGGUACCUCACGCAAUGCAGUCCAACCAAACUGUUGGAGGGCAGAUGCAGCCAGGUUAUGGAAACCAGUAUGGACAUUUGGCACCACAACCCAUGCCAAUGCCAGGCAUGCAGUUCGCUGGUAUGCAACCAUCUCCGAUGCCAGGAGCACAGCCAGGCAUGAUGUAUGCGCAACCAAUGCCGGGGGCGCAGUUUGGAGGAAUGCCGCAACAGCAGAUGUACGGCGGUGGUGGUCGGAUGGCGACGCAGUACGGUUAUGUGCAGCAGCAAGCAGCACAGUACUACAACCAGGGAAGGCCAGCAAUGUAUGGGUACCCUGGCACCAACGGCCUCUCUCAGAGUAUGUAUGGUCUCUCCAUGCAAGACAGCUCCUACAUGGGGGGCAUGAACUCGGCCUAUCAGGCAGCACCCUCUUCAUCCUCCAUGGCGCAACCCAUGAGGCCGUCGAAACCCGAGGACAAGCUCUUCGGCGACCUUCUCAGCAUCGCCAAGACGAAGCAGAACAGAGCUUCGUGAUACGACUGAGUGAAAGUGUAAGAGGUCCAAUAUAUAUUUUGUCUAUUUUUUCUUACAAAUUUUCCACGUGGCUUGAUCAUAUACACUUGUGUAGCUCUCUUCUCUUGCGUUGGAUGUGUAAGCUUCAGUUUUUGACGCUGCUUCCCCACAUUGAUUCCAUUAUUAAAUUCGUUACGACGUGUGUACUGGUCACGCCAGAGAGGAAAACCAACGUCGGUAAAUGGUGAUUUAAUAAAGAUUAGCUUGUUGUGAGGCA